Messenger RNA from Anguilla rostrata (American eel), 4683 nucleotides. It is a transcript of the gene git2a, whose product is annotated as G protein-coupled receptor kinase interacting ArfGAP 2a. Gene Ontology annotation, molecular function: GTPase activator activity; small GTPase binding. NCBI's taxonomy places the organism in Eukaryota, Metazoa, Chordata, Actinopteri, Anguilliformes, Anguillidae. The transcript is spliced from 20 exons. Gene Ontology annotation, cellular component: synapse. The record is from RefSeq and is a predicted model, not a curated record. Bases 525 to 2810 code for a protein of 761 amino acids. Gene Ontology annotation, biological process: regulation of G protein-coupled receptor signaling pathway; regulation of ARF protein signal transduction; synaptic vesicle recycling.
GUAACAAGCGCAAUGAGAUUGAGACAGCUUCCGUUUACCGGUUCCAGAUCAAGCGCAAAAGCAACAGUCGUAUCUUAUUGAAGAAUAAGACUUUUGACGUGCGUGACCCAGACCUCUUGACAGGCGGACGUCGUUGUGUCUCCUGUCUAUUGAAGGGAUAAUACUUAAUUUUACGUAAGAUAUUUUUUACGCUGUGCUUCAACUGCAGUCUUCGUUCUGCGCUAGACUUUCCCCGUAUAUUUAUUUCCUGAAUAAACACGGCCUCCGCAACAAUACGCAUUCAUGCUGGUUAGAGUUUCCGUCAUGAGAACUGCAGCCGCUGGCUUCCCGUCUCUGUUGUAGAAUAAAAACGAAGAGGAAAAAAAGACUGGUGGUGCUAGCCAGUUAUUUUGUUGUCCUUUCCCCCCUCAGUUGGAAUUGUAUCGGGAUAGUUUUAUACGUCCGUUUUCUAUCUGUCAUAUGAAUAUAUAAAUUAAGCAAAACAUAUUUUUGACCUUUUUGAAGGCCCUUUAUCGGGGAAAAGGAUGUCGAAGCGGUUGCGGAACAGCGAGGUUUGCGCUGAUUGUAGCGUUCCAGAGCCUCGCUGGGCCUCGGUGAACAGGGGCGUGCUCGUCUGUGACGAGUGCUGCAGCGUCCACCGCAGCCUCGGGCGCCACAGCUCCCAGGUGCGCCACCUGACCCACACGCCCUGGCCUCCCACCCAGCUGCAGAUGGUGCAGACGCUGUACAACAACGGCGCCAACGCCAUAUGGGAGCACUCCCUGCUGGACCCCGCCUCCAUCAUGAGCGGCAAGAGGAAGGCCAACCCGCAGGACAAAGUGCACCCAAACAAGACGGAGUUCAUCAAGGCCAAAUAUCAGAUGCUGGCCUUCGUCCACCGGAUGCCCUGCCGGGACGACGACAGCCUGACGGCGAAGGACCUGAGCAAGCAACUCCACUCGAGCGUGCGGACGGGUAAUCUAGAGACGUGUCUGAGGUUACUGUCCCUGGGGGCCCAGGCCAACUUCUUCCACCCGGAGAAGGGGAACUCCCCCCUGCAUGUGGCCGCCAAGGCGGGCCAGGUGUCCCAGGCGGAGCUGCUCACCGUGUACGGGGCUGACCCGGGGGCCCCCGACUCCAGCGGCAAGACCCCCAUCGACUAUGCAAGGCAAGCCGGGCACCCCGACCUCGCCGACAGACUGGUGGAGAUUCAGUACGAGCUCACCGACAGGCUAGCGUUCUACCUGUGCGGGAGGAAGCCAGAUCAUAAAAGCGGACAACACUUCAUAAUCCCCCAGAUGGCCGACAGCAGUCUGGAUUUAUCAGAACUGGCCAAAGCAGCGAAGAAAAAGCUCCAAUCUCUCAGCAACCACCUGUUUGAAGAGCUGGCGAUGGACGUGUACGACGAGGUGGACAGACGGGAGACCGACGCUGUAUGGCUAGCGACUCAGAACCACAGCACGCUGGUGACAGAAACGACAGUCGUGCCUUUCCUCCCUGUGAACCCUGAAUAUUCAUCGACAAGAAACCAGGGACGGCAGAAGCUUGCGCGGUUCAAUGCACACGAGUUUGCCACGCUCGUCAUCGAUAUUUUGAGCGACGCGAAGCGUCGGCAGCAUGGAAACUCUGUCGCGAGCCCGAAAGAAAACGUGGAGCUAAUCCUGAAGGGCAUCAGCAGUCGCCAUGGAAGCGAAGGACAGGAGGUCGACCAGCCCGACUACGACAGCGUGGCGUCGGACGAGGACACUGAUCAAGAGCCGCCUUCUGGCAAAGGGGACCGGACCAAGAGCGUGGACUCGGACCAGUCGGACGGACCAAUCACGGCGCAGGAGUUCCUGGAGGUGAAGAACGCCCUGAGCGCCUCGGAGGCCAAGAUCCAGCAGCUGAUGAAGGUCAACAGCAACCUGAGCGACGAGCUGCGGUUCAUGCAGAAAAAGCUGCACUCUCUGCAAAGCGAGAACUUCUCUCUGAGGCGUCAGGUCGCGGCCGGUAUGUGUCAGGCCCCCGGCGGGGCGGACUACCCCGACCCCUGCGGCCCCGCCCCCCUCAAGCGCCGGCCGUCCGGGCGGGGCAGCCGGCCCAUGUCUAUGUAUGAGACCGGCUCGGGCCUGAAGCCCUAUCUCCCCAAGGGAGAGGCCCCGUACCCCGAGGAGGGCAUCCCCAGCCUGCAGCCCUUCCCGCCUCAUAUCGGGAGAGGGGCUUUUGUGACCACCUCUUCAUCCCUCCCCUCCUUCCCCACCACCCUGUCCUGGUCACGGGACGAGAGCACGCAAAGGGCAUCCAAGCUGGAGAAGCAGAGCAGCAUGCCGGACAGCGACUAUGACAACACGACCAACGACGCUGAGCUGGACGAUUCGGGCCUGGGACGGAAGAGCAAGCUGAGGACCAGCGGCUGGCAGGGGGAGGGCUCCAUCCCGGAGCUGGACGACCUGGAGGUGGAGCCGGACCCCGCCCUGCCCAGCACGGAGGACGUCAUCCGGAAGACGGAGCAGAUCACCAAGAACAUCCAGGAGCUGCUGCGUGCGGCGCAGGAGAACAAGCACGAGAGCUUUAUACCGUGUUCAGAAAGAAUACAUGUUGCUGUGACGGAAAUGGCGGCCUUGUUUCCCAAGAAGCCGCGGUCGGAGACGGUGCGCGGCUCGCUGCGCUUGCUCACCUCCAGCGCGCACCGGCUGCAGGGGGAGUGUCGGAAGGCGGCCCCCCCGGACAGCAGCCCUGCCCCCGGCCCCGACAUGCAGCUGGUCACCCAGCAGGUCAUCCAGUGCGCCUACGACAUCGCCAAGGCCGCCAAGCAGCUGGUCACCAUCACCACCAAAGAGAACAACAACUGACCCGCGCGUGUCCAGCCAGGGAGGGCCCCUCCCCCUGACCCGAACGCCUGACGUUUCCGCUCGGUCACCAGGGUAACCAGCCCUGUGCCCGGAGAUCCGCCAGCCUUUUCAGCUCAACCCUAAUGUGGCACACCUGACUCAACAAAGAUCAGCCCCACAAAGAUCUCAAGCUGUUGAGUGAGGUGUGGCUUUGUUAGGGUUGGAGUGAAAACCUUCGGGACCGUAGAUCUCCAGGAACAGGGGUUGGUUACCGCUGUGCUAGGUUUAACAUAUAUUUUAUUUUGCUUUAUUUUAUUUUUUUAAUAUGUAACAAUUUGGAGACAUUAACAAUUUUCGUUGUCUUUUUUUUUUGUUUUCUAUUUUCUAUCAGUAUUAUUACUUAUUUGCAUGUUAUUUUUUUAUUUAAAAGAAAAUAAAAAAAAUGUAAAAAGGUAUAGCUGAACGCCAGGGUGCGAAGCCCACACUGCAGCAGUGUUACGUGCAGUUCACGCUCACGGAAAACAGAACUGUAAAGGGCAUUGGCGUUUGUUUUCGAAUGGAUACGCUUCCCCCUGCACCCCCCCCCCCCCCCCUCCCCCCCGAGUACACAAAAGGACAGCAUGCUUGGCCACUUCGGACAGGACAGCAGGCAGAACAGCCUACAGAGGAAGACGCUUUGAAGACUUUUGAGGGGAAUUCUUUUUGGAGUGUCCUUCAAAUUCGGAUAGUGGGAAGUGGCAGCUCCUUUGGAGACCAGUCAUCGUAUAAUGGGAUCCUGCACAGCAUCGUUACCAGACCGUGCCCCGUCUUCCCCCCCCCCACCCCCUUAAAGCCAUAAGUAGUGUUAUAUCUCAAGUGCUAAUAUACCUCAUGCUUUUUACAGUAUUGUUCAUGUCACCCCUGCACAACAUUGACAAAACAACAACAAACAAAAAAAAACUAACAAAAAAAAAAACUUGGCCUAAAAUUUCCAUUUUAGGUUGUUAUAUGUGAAAAGAGGAAGACUAUUUGAGAGCCGUUUUUUCAAAAAAAUCUUUCAGUCUCUGCAUUUAGUUCCAUUUUAAGGGGGUGCUGAUGGGAGAGAUUUAUUCAGAUGCACAAAGUUCAAUCCUGUGUGUCCAAACACAUUUUUAUUUUAUUUCUUUGCCUUUAUUCCUUCCAGUGUCAUUGGUCGUGCUUCGACGAACACUGCAUCUUCCAUUUCAAAUGCACUCUCUACUUAUGCUUCCUAUCAUGGAUAUAUCAGAACACAAAAGGCCUCAAGCAGGCGACGUGUGGGAAAAAAAAGAACUACGUAUCCCAGAAGCCACCAGCAACCUGUAGUACUUGUAUACAUGUCUGUGUAUUGGUGGUGCUUUCAAGUAGAAAAGCUAUCAUAGUACUAGAUAUGGUGCCAUAUUCUUUGAACUUUCAGUUUUAUGCCUAGGAUUGUAUUUGUGCGGUUAGUCAGUCGCAAAUCUGGUUAAAGCUUCUAAUGUGUUUUUUUUUUUUUUUUUUUGUGCUGCUAGGUUUUUCUAAUUUGUGUGCAACUAAUGGGAUGGGAUCUUAAGAUAUCCUUUUUUGUUAUUCUUCCCUCCGAGGGUCUUCAUCUGCACAAGGUUUUAGAGCUCAGUGUUAUACUUGAAACUCACGAUCAAGGAAACGUCCGUCUGUCCAUCAAGUCUCUGAUUCUAAAUGGGUGUGGUCUUCACGCAGGGAUGUCAGUCAAGCCGUUGUCAUGGCUGCAGUGGGAAAACUUGCCUUUUGUUUUUUAAUAAACUUAAUUUAUAAUUGUAACCUGAACAUGUUUGUUUUUGACCUUUAAUGUACAAACCUGUUGUAAGAUUAUUUUAUUUGCCUUCAUGUGUUUUUUUUUUGCCUGAUAAUUAUACAAUAAACCAGGCUUCAAAUGAAA